Molecule: messenger RNA, 3770 nt
Organism: Drosophila serrata
Lineage: Eukaryota; Metazoa; Arthropoda; Insecta; Diptera; Drosophilidae
Source: RefSeq, a predicted model, not a curated record
CGUGCGGCCGGUCGGAGAGAAAAAUAAUUGUAAAACACAAUAUCGAUGUUUUAGAAACAUUUAUUUCGAACGGUGCUCUCGGAUAUAUAGUCGGACGGACAGUCGAUAUAUCAAAAACGGUGUUUAUUGAAAAAAUUCGGAUAUUUUUUCGUCAACGGUCGCGUUUGUGAGCGUGUGUGUGUGGCCAAAGGAGAAAUUGUAAAAAAAACCGGUUCCCGCACUUCUUGCAAUUGCCAGCCUUUUCCCAAAAAAAAAAUCCAACACAAAAAUAAAUACAAAUAAGAAGGAGUAAUGAAAAUAAAAUAGAGGAAAGGAGGAGAAGGAAGUAAAUAAAAUCGAGAAUCGCUCGCUAAACAUCAUCCCAAAUUCGGCUUGUGUUUUUCCUACGUCUUGCGUUUUUUUUUGGUUGUUGCCUCUCCUUCCCGCUUGUUAUUGUUGUUGUUCCCGUUUCGUUUAUUUCGUUGUUGUUGUUUUUUUCCCGAUACGAUUGAAAGGAUAAACCAUUUUCUACGGGAAUAAAAACCUCCCGAUCGCUGCAUUAUUUUUUUCCUGUGACCAAAACGAAGAAAAUUCGCUGAGAAAAAUAUUAAGUGAGCCAGUGCACAAGAAUCAAGGCAAAAGCGAAGUUAGAAGAAUCAAAGCCAAGAAUUAAGAGUCAGUGCCAAAACCAAGAAAAAAAUAUUAAUAAUAAAGUGAGAAAUACGAGAAAUUCAAGAAACAAAACAAAAGUUGCAAAAUUUACCGAAAAUUCCUGCCGAACACGAAAAAUACAAGAAAACGAGAAAGCAAGGAAAGAAAGCAUAACUUUGGUAACUUUGGCAACUUUGGUGCGCAUCUGUUGGAUGCAGGGCAUAAUAAAGUCCAGCUACGGGACUCCUGGACCAGGUGGAAAAACAAAAGGUAUACAAGCAAGCGGCAAGUCGGAGUAAUUGAACGAAGAGCAACAACAACCUGGAAAAGCAUAAAACAUAAACAGACAGCUCCUCCAUUCUAAAUACAAAAAUCCCUCUAAAAAAGGCCGGUUUAAGUUUUUAAAGUUAAAGUCGGCUUCUGGGAAUUGGAAUCGUUAAAAGAACUCCCGCACUUAAAGUGGGGUUUUUUUUUUUGGAAUUUGAGAGUUUGCUGGCAAGUGUGACUGGAAAUAUCUACGAAAAAUUAAGAUGAUGUCCAACUCCAAGUCCUGCGGCUGCUAAGUUCCCGCCAAGACGCAGUCAGCCUUUCUCUUCGUCGUGAGAAGAGGAGAAGGAAUCUCGCCCAGGAGAGGAAUCGCUUGAAGCUAUAUACCAUGUAUCCGGCCAGCGGCAGUGGUGGAGGAGGCGGUGGAGGCAGUGCAGCCACGGCUGCCAAAUUCCAGAAUCGCUGCGGAUCACCGCAGUUUGCCAACGAGUAUCCGCAUCCACAUCCGCACCAGCAUCCUCAUCAGCAUCCGCAUCAAACGCAAACGACAUCGGUGGCAGUGCACAGUGCUCCACCGGGUGUGGUUGGCGUUGGAGGUGGCUCAAGUGGCGGUGGUGGUGGUGGUGGCGGCUCCAUGUCCAUGCGACAUGGCCAACGGAUGGUGGCCUCGCAUCAGCAUCCCAGCAAUCAGAUGACCCUGAACCAUGGCCACGGAAUGGGUCAUAAUCAUGGCAUGGGUCAUGGCCAUGGCCAUGCGGCAGCCACCUUGGGGCAUCCGCAUCCGCAUCAGCACAGCGGCGGCAGCAGCAGCAGUGGCAGCAACAGCCACGGUCAUGUGGGUUCGCACCUGAUCUUUCCCGAUGACAUGGACAGCAUUGAGUUCUGUAUGCCAGCGCCACCCUCAUCCUCAUCCUCCUCCUCGCAACAGAAUGGCAUCGGGAUGGGAAUGGGAUUGGGAAUGGGCGAUCAAUUGCUCAUGGGCAGCAGUCACGGUGAGGCAUUCACGGAGAGACGACGACGGGGACACAGUCGGCGGAGCAAUCACAAAAUGGAUGUGGAGCAGCAGGUCAAAUGGUCUCGCAAAAAUAUAGCCGCCACCAUGGAACGCUUUGAACCGACGCCCAAUACACAAUCCUCGUCGUCCACCUCAUCACUGGACUAUGGAUUCGCCGCUGGCGUUAUGACGCCCAGCAGCAGCAGUGCCACGCCCUCGCAUGGCGGUGGUGCCUCCAAUCCCUCGCUGCAUGUGGCCUUCAAUGGAGGCUCAGGUGGUUCAGCGAGUGGCGGUGGUGCCGUUGGCGGCUCUGCCGUCGGUGGUGCCAGUGGCUCUGGAGCAGCUGCUCCUUCGGCACCCUUUAACCAUGUCUACUCGUAUGCCUACUAUGAACCUGGAGCGGCCAAAUGUCAUACAAAUGUGCCCGCCCAGGGAUCGGGUUCUAGCUCUGGUUCCGGCUCAGGGUCCGUUUCCGCCUCUGGUUCAGGAUCUGGGUCGGGUCAGGCCCAGGGUCACUCAAAGAGUCCGCCCCGAAACUCAAUCCGCGCCCUGCUGGCCAAGAGUUUCCGCUCGAAGAGCAGCUCCAACCAUGGCGGUCAGUCCACAUCGAGUUCACCGAGUGCCGAGGAACGGGAUCGUCAUACAUAUACCACACGUUAUGGCACCACCGAGAAUCUGUACGAGGAGGUUAGCGAGCAGAAGAUCCGCAAGGUGCUCUCGGACAACCGAAUUGCGAGCGGUUCCAGUGCGGGUAACGUGAAGGAGGAGCAACGUCGCGUCCAGCACAAUCAUUUCCGGGUGCUGGACGAACUGAAUCUAUCGCUGGAGGCUUUGAUAAUGCCACCCACGCCGCCGGAUGUUAGUCCCAGUCACGCCCUGGGCGAAGAUGAACCCAAUACCAACACAUCGAAUUUGGUGACUGGCAGUGGUUCAGGAGCAGUGGGUGGCGGAUCUGCGGGAUCUCAGAUAGCAGCAGCGGCAGCAGCGGCAUCGUCUUCGGGAGCCUCAAAGACGGCUCAGAGGCCGCGGCGUGGUGGACUCCUCGGUGGAGCAGCCAAUUCUGGCAGUCAUGGCACCUCGCACACCUCCAGCUCCGCCUCGCAUGCCAGUUUGGAGAAUCUAUCGAGCACACUGAACAGCAUGGAGUUGAAGGAUCAUGGUCAUAGCAGUUGCAUCAAUCCCGAGUUCGAUGAGGGCGACCUGGACUCUGGAUUCAGCGGAAGCGGCAGCAGCAGUGGGGCAAGUUACAAUGAGAGCCUGCGCUACUACAAGUCGGCUACGCCCACUGGUCAUCAGAUGCAUCAUCAUCAGAUGCAGAUGCAGCAUCAGCAUCAGCAUCAAAUGCAACUCCAUCAGCAUCAGAUGCAGGGUGGCCACCAUCACAAUCUGAAUAACAAUACGUUGCCGCAUAAUCUGCGCAGCUGCCGCUCUUCGACUGCCUCGGGCACUUCGACCUCCAAGAGCAGCAUGGCCAGCUGUGGCGAGGAUCAGGGCAUUGGCAUGACCUUGGCAGUGGGUGGUGCUCAGGAUGGUGGUGGCAAUGGUGGCAAUGGAUCCCUGUCCCCCUUUAGUUAUCCGAGACGAUGCUCGGCGGAUCAGCAGCGUGCCUCUGGCAGAUCGAUGACCUCCAAUGGAGGAGGAGGUGGAGUAGGAAUCGGAGGAGGAACAUGCGUGCCCGUGGGCAACAUGGGCAUGACCAUGGGCAGCGGCAAUGGCAGCAACCUGGGCAUGGGCAUGGGCAUGGGUAUGGGGAUGAGCAUGAGCAGCAGCAGCAAUGUGGCACUUUCCACUGGAGCGAAACCCAAGAAGAAUUUCUGGACCAUGAAACCGUGAUGCUACAAAAAGGCGCUGCGUCACAUUUGCAAGAAAUGGACUAUUG